This is a messenger RNA of Ixodes scapularis (black-legged tick), 627 nucleotides long. RefSeq lists its product as uncharacterized. The coding region runs from base 1 to 627 and encodes 208 amino acids. The transcript is spliced from 2 exons. Lineage: Eukaryota; Metazoa; Arthropoda; Arachnida; Ixodida; Ixodidae. The record is from RefSeq and is a predicted model, not a curated record.
AUGCAGCGACCACCCAUACACAUCUUGGUCUGGUCAGCAUCGGAGGUUCAAACCUUCGUAGUGAUCCACCACCCCACCCUCAAACUCGGCCACGGCAACCAUCACCAUGCAGCCCCUGCGUCCCCCCUCUCCUCUUCUUUCGGCUACCAGAUCCACCGGGAGACGAGUCAUCACGUCCCGGCGCUCAUCUCAAGUGGUCAGCUGUCGCCUCUGCUCCGAACCACGGCGGCGCAGACCGCCUUUGUGAACGUGCAACAUCUCCCGGUUGCGCUGCAUCACCAUCAUCACCACCGUCACCACCAGUUUCACCCAGAACCCCUGGUCUUGUUGGGGGCUCCGACCAGGCUGGACCGGCUGGCGGCCCAGAGCUCCAGCUUCCGGCACAACUACAACCCGUUCCUGCACAUGCCCUCGUACCCAGCCUAUCCUGGCAGAAACGCGGCCCUCGGUCUCGAGGAGGAUCUCCUCACAGAAGCCGAAGCCGAGCCCACGCUGAAGGUGUACAAGGCGGACGCCGAGUAUCCGCCUCUCAACCUGAAGAACAGGAAGAAGCUGUACGCCGUCGGUUACAUCUACAUGCUGGACUUCCUGGAGGACACGUACCUCAGACGGCGUCGUCGUCGCUAG